This is a messenger RNA of Python bivittatus (Burmese python), 469 nucleotides long. NCBI's taxonomy places the organism in Eukaryota, Metazoa, Chordata, Lepidosauria, Squamata, Pythonidae. The record is from RefSeq and is a predicted model, not a curated record.
UGGAGCGGAGCGUGUUGUCUGGGUAUCUGUCUUGAUUUUGAACUCGCCUCCGAGUUUUCUUUUUUCGGUUGGUGCUAUGGGGGGUAGCGAGAGCACCCACGGCAGCAGGAAGGUCUCCUUCGAGCUGGAUGAACACGAGCAAGUUCGGGUGUUGCAGGGCAUCCGGCUUUCUGAAGAUGUAGUAAACAGGAUGAAGGAAAAAUGUGAACCUAAACAGGACCAGCAAUUGCCAGGGAAAUCUAAGGUGUCCACAGGGAUCUGUCCACCUACCACAGAGAGUUUGGGUCAAAAGCCUUCUGAAGCAGAAGAGGAUCUGUAUAAGAGAUAUGAACAAGAGCAGACAAUGGUCCAAGAGGAACUACUUCGGUUGGCAAAAAGGGAGAGGGAGGCAGUCAGUGAUAGUCUGAAUGCUACUCUCCUCCAGGAGAAAAAUAGUGCCCAAGAGGAGAAGCAGAAAGCAGCCCAUCUG